Molecule: messenger RNA, 1149 nt
Organism: Wallemia ichthyophaga EXF-994
Lineage: Eukaryota; Fungi; Basidiomycota; Wallemiomycetes; Wallemiales; Wallemiaceae
Product: Alpha-ketoglutarate-dependent dioxygenase alkB
Exons: 3
Coding region: 1-1149 (382 amino acids)
Cellular component (GO): nucleus; cytoplasm
Source: RefSeq, a predicted model, not a curated record
AUGCCGUUGUCCAAGCAGCGAUUCGCCCGUCCGCCAACGCCACCGGAUACUGACACCACUCUGCGCCGCUCUGAGCGCUUCUACAAACGCAAGGAUAUCCCUUUAGAUUUGAGCGAUGCGUUUGACUGGUUGAGAGACGACAGCAGUGCUGUGAAGAUUGGAGACAAGUGUUACACAUUCGAAAACCACCCAGGUUUGGUUUAUCUGCCCAAUUAUCUCAAUGAACACGACCAGAAACGGAUGAUAAAGCUUAGCUUGAGGGACAUCCCAGCACCACCUAACAGAAACAGUCUCGAUGCUCACUACAAGAUUCCUACCGAAGGCUUGUGGCAUCAUUACGCUGCCAAUACGAAAACUGAUGUCGCGGUACCACGAGCAGCGACAGAACCACCUCGCGAGAUGCCCUCUUACUAUGCUCCGAGCGGUGAGCGGCCUCUGAUCAACAAUCAACCUAGCACAUUCGAGGCAUUGAAGCAAAUAGCGCGCGAACAUAAUCCGGAAAUUCCCCCAAGCCCUACUGUUAAACCACUUAAUGGCGAAAGGGCCAUGUAUAAACUCCGCUGGACUAAUAUUGGCCACUACUACCACUGGGGAUUGAAGCAGUAUGAUUUCAGCGUCAGAGAUCCACAAACUGCCGGCCCUAUCGCUAUACCGCAGCCUGUGGCUCAAGUGUGCAAGGGCGCUGUAGAAGCUAUUCCCUGGCAGCGUACAUGUGUUGCAGAAGCAGCCGAGGAGUGGAAAAAGGGAUAUAAACCAGAUGCUGGCAUCAUCAACUACUAUAACCUCAAUGACACACUCAUGGCACACGUCGAUAGGAGCGAGGUUACCUCCAGUCUUCCUUUGGUGUCGAUAAGCUUGGGUCACUCUGCUGUUUUCCUUAUCGGCGAUGACGAGCGGGAGUCGAUAUCGCCUCCAACCCCAAUUGUUUUGCGCAGCGGUGAUGUCGUCGUCAUGUCAGGUCCUACGCGAAGAAGCUAUCAUGGCGUGCCGCGUAUAUUAGAACGCAGUCUUCCUCCACACUUACAAAACGAACAAGAAGACGAUGAAUGGGAGCCUUUCGCGCGCUAUCUCUCAACAGCACGUAUUAAUGUCAACGUUCGUCAGACUGGAUUAUCGGAUCAGCAGAUAGCAGAACUUGUAUCAGUAUAA